Messenger RNA from Passer domesticus (house sparrow), 522 nucleotides. RefSeq names its product interferon-induced transmembrane protein 5-like. Bases 143 to 514 code for a protein of 123 amino acids. Gene Ontology annotation, cellular component: plasma membrane. The transcript has 3 exons. The record is from RefSeq and is a predicted model, not a curated record. Lineage: Eukaryota; Metazoa; Chordata; Aves; Passeriformes; Passeridae. Gene Ontology annotation, biological process: bone morphogenesis; bone mineralization.
UUUCACAAGAGAGUAAACGUGUUUUUCGCAUUGGAGAUGGCAGGAGAAGGAAAUUAAAGCCCCUCCAUGUGUUCUGGCUGCCCACACCCCCACCCUGCAGCCCUGGAGGCUGCCGGAGCCGCGGCUGUCCCUCGCGGUGGCCAUGGACACCUCGUACCCCCGGGAGGAGCGGCCGAAGGACAGGUGGCCCCCCGCCGCCCCCGCGCCCCGCGACCACCUGGUGUGGGCCAUCUUCAACACCCUCUACAUGAACUUCUGCUGCCUGGGCUUCGUGGCGCUCGCCUUCGCCGUCAAGGCUCGGGACAGGAAAGUGGCCGGGGACGUGGAAGCUGCCCGGCACUUCAGCUCCAAGGCGCGGUGCUACAACGCCCUGGCCAUGGCGGGCAGCGUGCUGCUGCCACUGCUGCUCGGUGCCCUCGUUGUCACCGGGGUCAUCCACCUCUCCAAGCUGGCCCAGGAGUCUGUUGGAUUCUUCACCUACCAGUUCAGCGGGAGCGACGAUGAGGAGCAGUGACCAGGGUG